GCGGGGAGGCGGGCCGCCCGGGCCGGGGCGGGGCCGCGAGCGGCAUGGAGGAGGCGGAGGCCGCGGCGCGCCGGGCCGAGCAGUGCGGGCCCGAGCGGGGCCCGAGCGGGGCCCGGGCCCCCUGAGCCAUUCCUGAAGGCAUGGGUUGGCCAGGACAGUGGUGACCCCCCAAUCCGGCAUGGACGAUUGGAAGCCCAGCCCCCUCAUCAAGCCCUUUGGGGCUCGGAAAAAGCGGAGCUGGUAUCUUACCUGGAAGUAUAAACUGACCAACCAGCGGGCCCUGCGGAGAUUCUGUCAGACAGGAGCUGUGCUUUUCCUACUGGUGACCGUCAUUGUCAACAUCAAGUUGAUCCUGGACACGCGGAGAGCAAUCAGCGAGGCCAAUGAAGACCCGGAGCCAGAAAAAGACUAUGAUGAGGCCCUGGGCCGACUGGAGUCCCCACGGCGCAGAGGCAGUGGUCCCCGACGGGUCCUGGAUGUGGAGGUAUACUCAAGCCGCAGCAAAGUGUAUGUGGCAGUGGACGGCACUACGGUGCUGGAGGAUGAGGCCCGGGAGCAGGGCCGGGGCAUCCAUGUCAUCGUCCUCAACCAGGCCACGGGCCAUGUGAUGGCAAAGCGGGUGUUUGACACGUACUCGCCUCAUGAGGAUGAGGCCAUGGUGCUGUUCCUCAACAUGGUGGCACCUGGCCGAGUGCUCAUCUGCACCGUCAAGGAUGAGGGCUCCUUCCACCUCAAGGACACAGCCAAGGCUCUGCUGAGGAGCCUAGGCAGCCAGGCCGGCCCUGCCCUGGGCUGGAGGGACACCUGGGCCUUCGUGGGACGAAAAGGAGGUCCUGUCCUCGGGGAGAAACAUUCUAAGUCACCUGCCCUCUCCUCCUGGGGCGAUCCAGUCCUACUGAAGACAGAUGUGCCGCUGAGCUCAGCUGAAGAAGCAGAGUGCCACUGGGCAGACACAGAGCUGAACCGUCGCCGCCACCGCUUCUGCAGCAAAGUCGAGGGCUAUGGGAGUGUGUGCAGCUGCAAGGACCCCACACCCAUCGAGUUCAGCCCUGACCCACUCCCAGACAACAAGGUCUUCAAUGUGCCUGUAGCUGUCAUUGCGGGGAACCGGCCCAAUUACCUGUACCGGAUGCUGCGCUCUCUACUCUCAGCCCAGGGGGUGUCUCCCCAGAUGAUAACAGUUUUCAUCGACGGCUACUAUGAGGAGCCGAUGGAUGUGGUGGCGCUGUUUGGUCUGAGGGGCAUCCAGCACACUCCCAUCAGCAUCAAGAACGCCCGUGUGUCUCAGCACUACAAGGCCAGCCUCACUGCCACUUUCAACCUGUUUCCGGAAGCCAAGUUUGCUGUGGUUCUGGAAGAGGACCUGGACAUCGCUGUGGAUUUUUUCAGUUUCCUGAGCCAAUCCAUCCACCUGCUGGAGGAGGAUGACAGCCUGUACUGUAUCUCUGCCUGGAAUGACCAGGGGUAUGAACACACGGCUGAGGACCCAGCACUGCUGUACCGUGUGGAGACCAUGCCUGGGCUGGGAUGGGUGCUCAGGAAGUCCUUGUACAAGGAGGAGCUUGAGCCCAAGUGGCCCACACCGGAAAAGCUCUGGGACUGGGAUAUGUGGAUGCGGAUGCCGGAACAACGCCGAGGCCGAGAGUGCAUCAUCCCUGACAUUUCCCGAUCCUACCACUUUGGCAUCGUUGGCCUCAACAUGAAUGGCUACUUCCAUGAGGCCUACUUCAAGAAGCACAAGUUCAACACGGUUCCAGGUGUCCAGCUGAGGAACGUGGACAGUCUGAAGAAAGAAGCGUAUGAAGUGGAAGUUCACAGGCUGCUCAGUGAAGCUGAGGUUCUGGACCACAGCAAAAACCCUUGUGAAGACUCUUUCCUGCCAGACACAGAGGGCCACACCUAUGUGGCCUUUAUCCGAAUGGAGAAGGAUGAUGACUUCACCACCUGGACCCAGCUUGCCAAGUGCCUCCAUAUCUGGGACCUGGAUGUACGUGGCAACCACCGGGGCCUGUGGAGAUUGUUUCGGAAGAGGAACCACUUCCUGGUGGUGGGGGUCCCAGCCUCCCCCUACUCAAUGAAGAAGCCACCAUCAAUCACCCCAAUUUUCUUGGAGCCACCCCCAAAGGAGGAGGGAGCCCCAGGAGCUGCAGAACAGACAUGAGACCUCCUCCAGGACCCUGCAGGGCUGGGUACUGUGUACCCCCAGGCAGGCUAGCCCUUCACCCAAUCCUGUAGGAUUUUGUAGACACUCUCAGGGGCUGGGGCUGGUUUGUUUUUAACAUGAGACUUAAUUACUAACUCCCAGGGGAGGGUUCCCCUGCUCCAACAUCCCUGUUCCUGAGUUGGAGGUCUAUUUAUUUACUUCCUUGUCGGGAGAGGGCAGGAUAGUACCUGGGAAUCUUUGGGAUCCCUGGGCAGCUGAUCCUGCCCUUUGUAUACUCCCUCCUCCCAGGCCUGGCUCAGAAUCUAACCUAUUUAUUGACUGUCCUGAGGGCCUUGGAAACAGGCGGAAGCCUGGAGGGCCUUGAUUUUUUUUUUUGGACUGGGGUGCUGCCCUGAGGGUGGGGCAGGCUCUUACUCAGGAAACUGCUGUGCCCAACCCAUGGACAGGCCCAGCAGGGGCCCACCUGCUGAUGCAGACUCACUCAGAGACCCUCAGACACUGAACCAGGCCUCUUCUCAGCCUCCUCUUUGUCCAGAUUUCCAAAGCUGGAUGAGGUGGUCAUUGAUUAAAAAAGGAGAAAAGCUC
Molecule: messenger RNA, 2749 nt
Organism: Balaenoptera acutorostrata (minke whale)
Lineage: Eukaryota; Metazoa; Chordata; Mammalia; Artiodactyla; Balaenopteridae
Gene: POMGNT1
Product: protein O-linked mannose N-acetylglucosaminyltransferase 1 (beta 1,2-)
Exons: 22
Coding region: 179-2161 (660 amino acids)
Biological process (GO): protein O-linked glycosylation via N-acetylgalactosamine
Cellular component (GO): Golgi membrane
Molecular function (GO): beta-1,3-galactosyl-O-glycosyl-glycoprotein beta-1,3-N-acetylglucosaminyltransferase activity
Source: RefSeq, a predicted model, not a curated record